Molecule: messenger RNA, 969 nt
Organism: Amphiprion ocellaris (clown anemonefish)
Lineage: Eukaryota; Metazoa; Chordata; Actinopteri; Pomacentridae
Gene: tfpt
Product: TCF3 (E2A) fusion partner
Exons: 7
Coding region: 227-805 (192 amino acids)
Biological process (GO): apoptotic process; apoptotic signaling pathway; positive regulation of apoptotic process
Cellular component (GO): Ino80 complex
Molecular function (GO): DNA binding
Source: RefSeq, a predicted model, not a curated record
CAUGUAAACAUCAGCGUAACAACGGAAGAGAGACGCUGUUGAUGGUUUGUGCUUGUUUUCAGGCAGUUUUUAUGCGAUUGAGCGCUCUAAAGUAACGUAAAUUAAUAAAUAACAGAAUUAUAUGUAGUUUUAAAAGUUUCUAAGUCAGAGUUUGAUGAUGAAACACUUCGCAGAGGAGCUUUGAGGCCGCGGAGCUGCAGUUUUGCUGGACGGAUCGCUAAGAAAUAUGAUGGAGGAUUUCUCUGGCCUGGCUCUGCCUCCUCUGUUCGGAGGUCACAUCCUGGAGGCAGAACUGGAGCCUGGUGGAGUGGAGCUGGGACCAGGAGAGGUGGAGCUGGGUCCAGGAGGCAGCGAGCUGCUGGAGAACACGACGCAAGAAGACCAAGACAGACGAGCUCUGGACAAAAGGAAAUACCUGGCUCUGAACAGGAGGUGUAAAGAAAUAGAACAGGUGAAUCAGAAGAUCCUGGGGCGUCUUCACCAGGUCCAGAGAAUCACACGACGUCUGAAGAAAGAACGACGGUUCCUCAUGAAGACUUUAGACGCUCAUGGAGACGAUUACAGGAACGCUCAGCUCACCAUCCUGCUGGAGGAUGAGUCUGGAGCUCAUGUGGAUCCUGCUGCUGGAGCCGAGGACGAACGGAUCAACGGAGUGUCUGGAUCCACUUCAUCUGCAGCCGGACCGAAGAAGAAGAGGCACCGGGUUCCUCGACAAGAGAAGGACAAAGACCAGCAGGCUGAAUCCGACAUGUUGGCAGAAACACAGUUUGGAGAGCUGCCCAGUCCCACCUCCCUGUCCCACUGAUUCCAGUUCAACUCUCCGUUAGAUUAAACCGUCUUUGACUGCUGGUGGUUUCACCUGUAAACAGACUGAACAUCAGUCAUACAUUUGUUCUGUAUAUAUAUUUGUGUGUUUUGAUAUUUUGUGCUGAUGUUUAUGACCAGUAAACAGCGUCGUGGACAACCUGG